GAGGAGGAGAGGCCUGUCUUUCUUCGUAAAACAACUUCAGCACCAACAAUUUAUAACCAAAAUUCCGAUGCAUAUGUAUCAUCUUCAGCUUCUACUGAAACUUUGAAAACAUUACCCUUGUUUCCCUCUUACUCGGGAAAUUCGCAAACAGUGAAUUAUGCAGAUGCAAACAUAUAUCUUCGACGAUACAUUAAACUAUUAACUCUAGUCUUUGAUGAUUGUUCAUUUGUGAGCGUCGAUGGUGGAAUGACAAAUACUGAAGUGGAGGCUCAGGUAUCAAUAUAUCGUGACGUGUUAUCAUUAUAUCGAGCAAUUAUUGGGGAUGGCCCUAUCGAACUCGAGAAUGAGACAUGGGAAACAUUAUUGGUAUGUCUAUUAGAGAUCCAACAAAAGACUAUGAAUCAAAGUGAAAAAUACGGACCUAUACCAUCUGUACAUCUUGCGCACGAAUUCGCAGACUAUUUAGUUGAAGUAGGUUAUUCUUGA
Messenger RNA from Ambispora leptoticha, 486 nucleotides. NCBI's taxonomy places the organism in Eukaryota, Fungi, Glomeromycota, Glomeromycetes, Archaeosporales, Ambisporaceae. The record is from the annotation of a GenBank genome assembly.